Ogataea philodendri is the source of this 2385-nucleotide messenger RNA. RefSeq lists its product as uncharacterized. Bases 1 to 2385 code for a protein of 794 amino acids. Gene Ontology annotation, biological process: protein K11-linked ubiquitination; positive regulation of mitotic metaphase/anaphase transition; anaphase-promoting complex-dependent catabolic process. Lineage: Eukaryota; Fungi; Ascomycota; Pichiomycetes; Pichiales; Pichiaceae. Gene Ontology annotation, cellular component: anaphase-promoting complex. The record is from RefSeq and is a predicted model, not a curated record. The transcript has a single exon.
AUGGACAAUUCGGAAGAAGGACUGGUAUUAACGCCGAUCUUGGCCACAUCCAAGAUUCCAAUACUGGCGAUGAUCAUGGGAUACUGCUACCAGAAACUGCCGCCGUCCACUAUUCCCCCAUUACUGUCUACUUUGGUGAGGUUGAUAGAACACAACGAUCCGCUGGAGGACCAAACAGAGCUCAUCAAGUUGUAUUUUCCCUCGCUCAAAGAGAUUUUGAGUCUGAUCGAUACCUCAAUCACGUCGUUUUACACGGAAACAAGCUCGAAGGAUCUGAAGGAAGCCAAAUCUGACGUUAAAAUCAUACACAGGUAUCUAUUGGAGGUUCUUUGGAAUAUUACUUCUUUGGACAUGUUUCAUGAUUUCAUAGCGAGUGUCAACAAAUUGCUGAUAGAUUACCAACCGGGACACAAGAAAUCCGACAAAAGAGUCCAUCCUGCCAAGAUGCUCACGUCAACAAGUUUCCUGGGCAGAUUCGUCUAUAACAUAGCCAUUGCAUUUGAAGUUCUCGUUUUUGACGAAACGGUCGAGCUGUGGAACACUUUUUUGAAAUACAGAGAAGAAACGAGAACGUUGUGGCAUGAACUGGGUGGCGAAUCGGCAUUGAGAUCAAAAAGCACUCCAGAAACACCAUGGCAGAACCAGGUACUCAAGAAUAGCGGGUUGUUGGACCACAUGCCUGAGUCGUUUAGACCGCAGGUUAUUUCCCAGAUAGACCUUGCACAAAUGCUCGAACAACAGGUCCAGAUAAUGCAAAGAUACUCUCCACCGCCUCCACAGUCUAUCAAACUUAUUCUCAAAUUACUUUCCGGAUCACAGCGAGGCUUGAUCCCUUCUGCAUACUACAUUGAAUACCUAGAAUGUUGGAAACAAAGCGAUUAUGAGGGGUCGUUCAACGCAUUGCACAGAUAUUUCGAUUACAUGAUGUCCAACAAACAACAAUUGUUCUAUCAUUACGCUUUGCUUUCACUGGCAACUUUACAUGCAUCGUUCAAUUCUGACGAGGAGGCAUUAAGAGCAAUCGACGAAGCUAUCUUGGUUGCUCGAGAAAACAAGGAUCUAGACUGUCUCAAUUAUUUGCUUGCCUGGCUCUUCAACUUUUUGAAAGAUAGGCCUCAUUUGUAUUCAAAGAUGGAGAACAACACCACAAGAGACCAAAUUCUUCAGUUCCUAAAGAUCAAAACUAAAGAAAACCGCAAUUGGAUUUUACAAUCAAUGACAUUCCAGUACCAUGCUUUGCAAUACACGUUGGAUGGCGGACCGUUGCACAAGAUCUUGGAAAACAUCACCAGAGCGUCGUACAUUCUGCUUAAUUUUGAAAUUGGAGCCAAUAUUAGAUCAACCUUCGUGCGGAAUUGUCAGCUUACAGCUGCUACGUGGAACAGGGUCGGAGUUCCAGCUCUCACAAAAGUGUACACAAAGGUUGCACUAGAUGCCUGUGGGCCAAACCUGAGUAUAUUUGACGAUUUGGCAAUAGGAAUGCGUCGUGCAGUGCUUGAAUUCGAGAAUGGCGAAGUAGACGCUGCCCUCGAGAUGAUCAAAGCUUACGAGAAGACCGUGGUGAAUGACAUUUCGCUGAUGAAAAUAUGGCAGUCCCGGUACUUGCUUCUCCAGACUGAUCUGUGGCUGAAAAAAUGCAGAUACAAACCAGUCUCUGUUUUGCUCGACCGAUUGCAAAGCCAGGUGGACGAUAUCAACGACCAGGAUGUUUACUACGAAUUGCAGCUUCGCAAAGCUCAAUACGAGCACAAAGUUGGCAACCACGAUACGGCAGUCACGAUUGCAACAGACUGCAUAGCACGCACAGGAAUUGACGAACACGCAUAUAAUCAUUACUGGUACAUCGAGUUCCGCAUAUUCUACGCUUUGGUUCUUGCCGAAUCGUCGAGCUCCCCGGAAAGAGCAAUGUCCAUACUGCUUGAUUCCUUGUCUAUGGCACGCAAAUCAUCUCUUAUCACACUGACCGUGAAGGGAUUCAUAGUUCUAUGCGAACUGAUUCUCAAAAUCGACCCAACUGGCUCUGCUGGCGACGCUGAGGAUAUUCUCGUCAAGCUGAUGCCACUGGCUUUGCAAGUGGGAAGUCUAUGGAUGUCUUCUUACGGCUACUAUCUACUGGCAAGAGUUUUGAUGAUCAAGACUACAAUAGCAACGUACACCGAUGGAACGAAGAAGAAAGACGACUUCAACAAGAUUCUCGAAUAUUUGGAAACAUCUAUUACAGGAUUCAAAAAGAUGAACGAUCUCAUGAUGAUGCGCAGGGCGUUCUGUGUUGAGAAAGAGCUCGCUACUUUUAGCAAGUACGAGGAACUUUCUGCGCACUCGGAAACCUCGAUUGCCCAAAUUGACACUCGCAUACAGGAAGAAAAAACGUACUCUGUGUGCUGA